This is a messenger RNA of Fusarium coffeatum, 1935 nucleotides long. RefSeq lists its product as uncharacterized. Gene Ontology annotation, molecular function: calcium ion binding. NCBI's taxonomy places the organism in Eukaryota, Fungi, Ascomycota, Sordariomycetes, Hypocreales, Nectriaceae. Bases 1 to 1935 code for a protein of 644 amino acids. The transcript has 2 exons. Gene Ontology annotation, cellular component: membrane. The record is from RefSeq and is a predicted model, not a curated record.
AUGAUAUCCUUCGCGAUUGCUAUUCUUCUUAUUAGCAUUGUUCGUUUCACAACUGCUCAGCCAACGAUCAACUACCCGAUAAAUUCUCAGCUACCGCCAGUAGCUCGAGUGGACGAGCCUUUCUCUUACGUCUUUUCUCAAUACACCUUUCGAUCAGACUCCAAUAUAUCAUACUCCCUGGGUGAUGCACCAGAAUGGCUCUCUAUCGACAGCGAGAGUCGCCGACUCUACGGCAUACCAACCAACGACAGCAUCCUAGGCGGCGAUGUGGUGGGCCAGACAAUUGAAAUUAUUGCCCAGGACGAUUCUGGCUCGACGACACUUGGUUCGACUCUAGUUAUCUCGAGAAACAAGAGUCCAUCUAUCAAAAUACCCCUGCUGGAACAGAUUGAGGAUUUUGGUGAUUACUCGCCUCCAUCCUCACUAACAUCCUACCCUUCCACCGAAAUCAGCUUCACCUUCGAUUCCAAUACAUUCGAACACGAGCCUAACAUGAUCAACUACUACGCAACUUCAGGAGAUGGCAGUCCCCUUCCAGCUUGGAUGAGGUUUGAUGCUGGUUCCUUGACGUUUAGCGGUAGAACUCCUCCUUUCGAGUCACUCAUACAACCUCCUCAGACUUUUGACUUCGAACUUGUUGCUUCAGAUAUUGUGGGAUUCUCGUCGGUAUCAAUUGCAUUCUCUGUCGUUGUGGGUAGGCACAAACUCAGCUCAGACAGCUCGGCCAUCGCCAUGAACACCACGCGGGGAAAGAAGCUUGUGUAUCGUGGACUGGCGGACAGCAUAAAUCUAGACAACAAGCCGGUCGACAUAGAGAAGAUCAACAUCUCAACAGACGAUUUGCCUGAGUGGUUAUCUUUGGAUGAGAAGACAUGGGAGAUUGAGGGCACACCAGGCAAGGGCGAUCAUUCAACCAAUUUUACCAUUACAUUACGCGAUUCUUACCAGGACACACUUAACAUAUAUGCCACCGUCAAUGUCUCCACUGCCCUCUUUCGCUCGACUUUUGACAGUAUCGACAUUGAGGCUGGGCAAGAUGUCAAUAUUGAUCUGGAGCCUUAUUUCUGGGAUCCCAACGAUAUUGAUAUUGAUAUCUCAGUUGCACCAAAGCAAAACUGGCUUAAACUGGAUGAGUUCAACAUCACUGGUAAAGCUCCAGUGUCUGCGUCACAAGAUUUCAACAUUUCUGUAACAGCUUCGUCGACAAACUCGGACGAAAAAGAGACAGAAGUCUUAAGAGUGAACAUACUGCGAUUUGAGCCUACAUCAUCACCAACAACCGAAUCCCGCACUUCAUCAACGUCCGCGAGUACAUCUACUUCCGCUGCUCCGACUGAGACUUCUUCUGGUCCCGAUAUAGAGCUGGCAGACAAUGAUGAGGGUUUGACGACUGGCACUCUCCUCCUUGCAAUCCUUCUGCCUCUUUUGGUUGUGGUGUUUCUUUUGAUGUUGCUCGUCUGCUGCCUGCUGCGCCGUCGUCGAAAACGACAAACGUAUAUUUCCUCCAAAUUCCGCAAUAAGAUCUCAGGGCCCGUUCUUGAGAGUCUUCGUGUGAAUGGGGGUACACCUGCGAUGCAGGAGGCCGAUAAGGUUUCAAGCAUAGGAGUUGCAGGACAGCAAUCACGCCGACUGUUAAGAACACCGCAUUCCGAGGUAGACUCAGAGACUCUGGUUAUGACAUCUCCAACACUGGGUUUCAUGGUAAUCCCUCAAAUUCCUCCAAUGUUCGUGGCAGAAGACUCCAACACCAGUUUUUCCCGGUCCAACAGCAUAUCGAAUAGUGAUGAUGGCAGACGAUCAUGGGUUACGGUUGAAGAGACUGCAGCAGCAAUAAGACGACAAAGCCGCGGAUCACUCAGGUGUCAGCGUGCUCUUAUCCGACGCAAGAAGAAGAUCGUUCAGGGGCGGUGUCGACCCAACGGUUCCGUCUCUUAA